This is a messenger RNA of Plutella xylostella (diamondback moth), 1313 nucleotides long. RefSeq lists its product as uncharacterized. Gene Ontology annotation, molecular function: structural constituent of chitin-based larval cuticle. Lineage: Eukaryota; Metazoa; Arthropoda; Insecta; Lepidoptera; Plutellidae. The record is from RefSeq and is a predicted model, not a curated record. Gene Ontology annotation, cellular component: chitin-based extracellular matrix. Gene Ontology annotation, biological process: chitin-based cuticle development.
UCCAAUAUCAUCAGUUCACAAAAGCUCACUGAGACAGUAACACCUCAGUGCGCCAACAGCGGUCAGUCCAGGUCGCUCUCUUCCCCAUCAGCAACCCUCACCACGCUCAAUAUGCGCGCAUUCGUGGUCCUCGCGUGCGUGGCCAUGGCGGCGGCGCGGCCGGAGCCCCCGGUCGGCUACAGCUACCAGGCGCCCGGCCCGCGCUACUCAUCUGCUUCCAGCUACAACUCCGCCUCGCUCGGCCACUCCGGCGGCCACCUGGGCGGCCUCUCGCACUCCUCCGGGCUCAGCCUCGGCCACUCGGCCGGCGGCCUCUCCCACGGAGGACUCUCCCACGGCGGAUUCUCCCAGGGCAUCUCUCAGGGAGGCAUCUCCCAAGGAGGCUACAUCAGCGCCCAGGGCAGUGACUCCUUCAGCGGCGGAUACGCCGGCGGCUACUCCGGCGCUCCUCUCGUCCAGAAGCACAUCUACGUCCACGUGCCGCCCCCAGAGCCCGUGGAGCAGAGGAUCCCCAACAUCCCCGCCGUCGCUCCCCCCCAGAAGCACUACAAGAUCAUCUUCAUCAAGGCCCCGACCCCGCCCACCCCCACCGCGCCCAUCAUCCCCGUGCAGCCCCAGAACGAGGAGAAGACCCUCGUCUACGUGCUCGUCAAGAAGCCCGAGGAGCAGCCCGACAUCGUCAUCCCCACCCCCGCCCCGACUCAGCCCUCCAAACCCGAGGUCUACUUCAUCAAGUACCAGACCCAGAAGGAGAACGGUGGAAUUAGCUCUGGAAUUGGCUCUGGAAUCAGCUCUGGAAUUGGCGCUGGCAGCAGCAAUUUUGCCAGCUCUCUGUCGCAAAGCGGCGUCAGUGAGGAGGCCUCAUCCAGUGGCAUCACCAGCUUCGGCGGCGACGAGGGCGCGGCGGAGGGCGGCCACGCCAGCACGCAGUACGGACCCCCCGGCCACGUCGCUGGACCGCUCCAACACUAGGAUUAGACCAUACGAAAAUAGUGGCAAGAUAAAGCGAUGAGUUCCGUAUCACUGCAUAGUGGUAUUAACUGGCGAGUCACUCGCAUCUCGCUCUCUUGAACGUCGAGGAUCUCUUCGAGCCGUCACCACCAUGUACAUAGACGGCUGCGUCGCCCGGUGCCCAGUGCCAGUGACCAGUGCGAGCGACUAUCGGCAGUAUUGCUCAAAGUUUUAUUUUAUCACAUAUCCUCAUUGUUAUUAGUGCACAGUGUUAAUUUAAUGAUGUUCGAAAGGAGGAAUUCGCUUGGACUGUUACAUAAUUAUAUAGCUUUUUAUUUUUUGCAAUAAAAAUGUGUAAUGCA